AUGUCAAACCCAAGUGAUAAAUUCACGAUCCAACCAUUCCCGGGACCAAACGAUAACCCCAAUGUAAACCCGAACCCAGGCGCGGGUGCGGCAAUGACAACGGACGCUCCGGGCUUGCAGAAGCUGGACAAGGAAAAGGCAGACAAGCUGGAAAAGCCAUUGUCGUCUGAAGAGCUCAAGAAGCGCACAGAGGCGCUGAACAGCUAA
Molecule: messenger RNA, 207 nt
Organism: Malassezia vespertilionis
Lineage: Eukaryota; Fungi; Basidiomycota; Malasseziomycetes; Malasseziales; Malasseziaceae
Exons: 2
Coding region: 1-207 (68 amino acids)
Source: RefSeq, a predicted model, not a curated record